GUAACAUCUGUGUGUAUUUCGUUCUGAAGGAUUACAGUACACUGCAGCAAUCGUCGGAUGUUGCUGGUGGAAGCUGCAAACAAUGACUCGUACAUCAUAGUUUGCAAAUUAUAUGCGGUCCAUCUCGUCGGAGGACGCUUUCAUUGUAUCCGAAAGCAUGCUGCAUCAAACUGUGUUGGGCUGAGGAGCUGCAGAAUGUGAUCAACUCCAGACCGAGCACGUCAGUGUUGGCGAAAGUGGCCGUCCGAAGAGCAGCAGAUACAGCAAAGUGUGAGGAGAGCUUAACGGAAUCGGUUGAUUUGCAAGAAAGCAAAGCGAUUCUGGAAAAGAAUCACAUUCAUUCAGCGCUAAACGGCAAACCGAAGAUUGUGAAAAACGUGUGCAGAAAGAAAAUUCGGAAAUUGGAGUUGAAGAGCGGUGUGUUGGUGUUUUUUUUUGUUCAUGCAAAAAAAAUGUAUUGAUGGCGGCACGGUAUUGAAGUGCAUCUUCGGGCUGGAUUUUGCCUGGAGCGAGGAAUAAGAUGUGUGUUCGAAGAUAGUUUCAUCUGCUGUGUUGUUGUUUAUUGCUUACAAUGAUUACCCUCAGCUGUGAUGUGAAGUUAUACGAAGGCAAAAAAAUGCCUGUGAGGGUUAGGCUUGGGUGAGGAGUGUGUAUAAUGAAGGUGGCGAAGACAAGUGGAAAAGAAAAUAAAGAGGGUGUAAAAAGUGAGCAAAAUGGCAAACGUGUUUUUAAUGUUCGGUUCGGCUAUUGUCCUGCUGCUUGGUUAUGCUAAUGUUGGAUUAAGCAUUCAGCAGCACGAUGCGUAUGGUACGCAUGAAACGUCCGCUAUCGGACCGGAAUCCGAUUUUCAACACCACAACCGGUGUGAACCCAUCACUAUUCCCUUCUGUACGGAUAUUCAGUACAACAAAACUAUCAUGCCGAACUUGCUAGGUCACGUCAAACAGGAGGAAGCAGCGUUGGAGGUUCAUCAGUUCAUUCCGUUGGUCAAAAUUGACUGCAGUCCGGAUCUGAAAUUUUUCCUCUGCUCACUGUAUGCACCGGUUUGCACGAUCCUUAACUAUCCCAUACCGCCAUGCCGCAGUCUGUGCGAAAGCGCGCGCGUUUGCGAAAGUAUCAUGCGGACAUUUGACUUCCAGUGGCCGGAGAAUCUCGAAUGCAGUAAGUUUCCAGCCGACGGUCAGGAGAUCUGUGUGUCACAAAACAACUCUUCCGAGAGCACGUCAAUACCACCGAGUGCGAUCCAUACCACUAAACCACAGGUUCCUCGACGGAACACCGCACCCAACGUGCCCCAUCGUGAUCUGGGCUUCAUCUGUCCCGUUCAACUGAAAGCUCCGACGAUAAUGGGCUAUCAACUGACGGUCGGUGGAAAGGUCACGAAAGACUGCGGUGCACCGUGCAACUCGAUGUUCUUCUCGGAAAACGAGCGAACCGUGCUGAAGUACUGGGUCGGCUCGUGGGCUGCCGUCUGCGUGGCAAGCUGCCUGUUUACGGUGCUCACGUUUCUGAUCGAUUCCUCGCGGUUUCGAUAUCCGGAGCGGCCGAUCGUUUUCCUGGCGAUCUGCUAUCUGAUCGUCGGUUGCGCCUACGUGGCCGGUUUGGGGGCCGGCGAUUCGGUAGCGUGCCGGGAGCCUUUCCAGCCGCACAUCAAACUGGGUCGGAUGCAGAUGCUGGCGACCAUCACACAGGGCCAUCGGCAGUCCACCUCCUGCACGGUGCUCUUCAUGGCGCUGUACUUCUGCAGCAUGGCAGCCUUCGCCUGGUGGGCCUGUCUGGCGCUGGCCUGGUUCCUCGCCGCCGGCCUCAAGUGGGGUCACGAAGCCAUCGAGAACCGGUCCCAUCUGUUCCAUCUGGUGGCGUGGGCCAUCCCGGCGGUGCAGACCAUUUUCGUGCUCGCCCUCGGCAAGGUGGAAGGUGACGUCCUAUCCGGGGUGUGUUUCGUCGGUCAGCUGGAUACGCACUCGUUGGCCAUGUUCCUGCUGAUUCCACUAUGCAUUUACCUGUCGCUGGGAGCGAUAUUCUUGCUGGCAGGAUUCGUAUCCCUGUUUCGAAUCCGAACGGUGAUGAAGCACGAUGGCACCCGCACGGACAAACUGGAACGGCUAAUGCUGCGGAUAGGGUUCUUCAGUGGGCUGUUCAUUCUGCCAGCGCUUGGCUACUUGGGUUGUCUGUUCUACGAGUUCUACAAUUUCGACGAAUGGAUGAUCCAGUGGAACCGUCAGAUGUGUCGGAUCUUUUCUAUUCCCUGUCCGGCUACCAAGUAUAACAGCAACAUGGUGCCAGAAGAGGAGAAACCAAUCUUCCAUAUCUACAUGGCUAAGUAUGUUUGCUCGAUGCUGGUCGGUGUCACCUCCAGCGUUUGGCUUUGGUCCGGUAAGACGGUCGUUAGCUGGAGGCAAUUUGCCGAACGGUUGCAGGGCAAGGACAGUCGCAGUCGAGGAGCCUACGUCUAGUAGGACCAGGAACUGAAAUUAGCGAGAGGAGUCGUCCAUGGCCGUCGUCGCUGUAUUUAAACUACGCUUGAGAAGAUUUCUACCACCAAUUUGGCCGACAUCACGGCGCGGUUGGUAUCAUUUCACCGAAAGAAAGCGGCUUCUGGACUGGCUUUUUUUUCGAACCAAGGUUAAUCAUUUGAUGCCAAAACAAUAACAGAUUUUGAGAGCCAGCACCGGUCGUGCAGUCAGAUACUGCGAAUCGGAUCCUAAUGCUGGUUAGUGUACAUUUAAGAAGGAUCAAACGUAAUUAAGGCGAAAUUUGUCAGUAGAAUUUAUUCACUCUAGCUACUUAAUAAACGAUUAGAUACGUAGAAGGCAAAUAAUCAAAACCGAAAGGAAAUAUUGUAUGCUGCUGUAAAUGUAGAUUGACUUUGUGUAUUUAAACCAAGAGGCGCAAAGCUUCACCAAGAUGUUUUUCAUGGCCAAGAUACUUAUGAUUUAGUAUGUGGAAAUACUAUCCCACACAUUCUAUAGUAUUUUGAGAACAUAUUAACACCCAUAAGCAGCUUGAACAAAACUUCCCAAAAAAUGCCAUGCAUCACGUAGGAUCAUCAAAUCCCGUAUAAAAUGUAGAAUGCUUCAACAACUCCUAGAAAUAAAAACAACACACCUUCUGUGGUUUUAUCCGCACUUGGAUAAACGUCAUCUUAUCUGUAAAGAAUUCAACAAUUUUCUGUUGAGAAUACGAAUAUGUUAAGUUUCAGUAAGUUAAACAUAAGUUCAGUCGAUUAGUCAAAAUAGUUUAGUUGUUUCAUGAAUAACUUUGCUAGUUAAGAAAUCGGCUUCGACCUCUAACCGGUAGAAUUUAGUUAGCUAAGGUGAUCGAACUGUGUCAUACGAAAACAGACUGUGCAUAAGAGGAUACACAUGAGAUAUUUUAUUGUUUCAAAUGAUUGUAAAAAGUAAUUUUAAUUAUAUACCUACCUAGAAGUUUUUUAAGGAAAACUCGUUUCAAGAGAAGCAAU
Molecule: messenger RNA, 3463 nt
Organism: Sabethes cyaneus
Lineage: Eukaryota; Metazoa; Arthropoda; Insecta; Diptera; Culicidae
Product: frizzled-like
Exons: 5
Coding region: 714-2456 (580 amino acids)
Biological process (GO): non-canonical Wnt signaling pathway; canonical Wnt signaling pathway
Cellular component (GO): plasma membrane
Molecular function (GO): Wnt-protein binding; Wnt receptor activity
Source: RefSeq, a predicted model, not a curated record